AUAUAUAUAUAUAUAUUGUUUUGGUUUAUUUGAUUUUUUCAUUCUAGAUUUGUUCCUAAUGAAAGCUGCAGCAGAUAUCCUUCCUGAGGACAUCCAGAAGCUCUUCAGAGAAGUUGAAGAUUACCUGGAAAGCCUACAGAAUGAAAGCCUUAGUGCUAGAGCACGGGUACAGAGAGAUGAAAUCCUAUUUGAUAUUGAACAACUUAAAGAGAGGUAUCACUGGGGAUUCCUGCCUGGAGAUGCGAACAAUAUACAGAAGGCUACUGAAGAUCAAGGAAUCAUUUUAAAACAAGGAUAUUUGGAAAAGAGAGCUAAAGACUCCAAAAUCUUUGGCUCUGAGUGGCAGAAGCGAUGGUGUGUCCUUGACGAUAUGGCUUUUUACUAUUAUGCAAAUGAAAAAAGCAAACAACCAAAAGGCAUGUUCCCUAUUGAGAACUACCAUGCUCAGCUAGUUCCCUACCUGCGCAAAGAUUCCCGAAGAGAUUGCUGCUUUGAGCUGACUUCUCCUGGUGAACGAACCUAUGAGUUCACAGCUGCUAAUCCUGCAGAAGCUUCAGACUGGGUGGAUCAUAUCACAUUUCUGCUGAAAGAUAUGAACUCCUUUACUAUCCCCUGUGAGGAAGAGGACGAAGAGGAGGAGGAACACAGUAAUACUUAUAAAGAAGAGGCCUAUGAUGAUAUAGAGAGUUUUGAUUCCCCCAGUGUGACAUUUCAUCAGGAUUCCACUUUGGACCUGGAGAAAGAGGAGGCUGUGGAACAGGGCAAAGAGUGCAUUUAUGAAGUUCUUCCAGAUGAGGAACUCAGCUCGUUUGCUCAGGAUGACAGAAAAAAUGCUGGAAACAUCAAACAGAAAGGAUUCAUAAGAAGUUACGAAAAUUAUUAUCAAGGUCUAUGGGACUGCACUGGUAGCCACCCAGAUGAGCUUUCCUUCCAACGGGGAGAUUUGAUGUACAUCAUUAGCAAGGAAUAUAACAUGUAUGGCUGGUGGGUCGGAGAGCUGAACAACAUGGUGGGGAUUGUCCCAAGGAACUAUCUCAUGCCUGCCUAUGAUUUGGAAGAAAGAUGAACGGCAGGAAAAGAUGAUGUGCAUUCCCCUUUCCAUCUCUUUGCUUUGCCAACACAAUGAAGACAGUACCUGGGACCUUUUGGCUAUUCAUAAGAAACAGAUCCACACCGGCAGAAGUCAACUCCAUCAGUCUUUUAUCCCCUUUUAUACUGAAAUAUAGUGCUUUAUCCCCUAAACUUUAGCCAUCAUGUGUUUUCAUUCUGACAUAAGCCCUUCUCCUGGAAUCUUAUUCACAGGCUUCAUCAUCAGACAUGCCUGCCAUAUACUUUAGAAGAUUUGCUGUGAUGGUUUUGGGAGGGAGGGUCUGUUUUCUCAGAACACUCAAGAAAAAGAAGGAUGUCUUGAUGAUAUUGCAGAAUAAAUACUUCUGUCACUCU
This is a messenger RNA of Candoia aspera, 1443 nucleotides long. RefSeq names its product src kinase associated phosphoprotein 1 (gene SKAP1). The record is from RefSeq and is a predicted model, not a curated record. The coding region runs from base 59 to 1066 and encodes 335 amino acids. NCBI's taxonomy places the organism in Eukaryota, Metazoa, Chordata, Lepidosauria, Squamata, Candoiidae. Gene Ontology annotation, molecular function: protein binding. Gene Ontology annotation, cellular component: cytoplasm; plasma membrane. The transcript is spliced from 12 exons.